This is a messenger RNA of Leishmania mexicana MHOM/GT/2001/U1103, 618 nucleotides long. RefSeq names its product hydrophilic surface protein. Bases 1 to 618 code for a protein of 205 amino acids. The transcript has a single exon. The record is from RefSeq and is a predicted model, not a curated record. NCBI's taxonomy places the organism in Eukaryota, Euglenozoa, Kinetoplastea, Trypanosomatida, Trypanosomatidae.
AUGGGAAGCUCGUGCACGAAGGACUCCACAAAGGAGCCCGAGAAGCGUACCGAUAACAUCGAUACAACCACUGGAAGCAACAAGAAGGACGGUGGCCACGACCACCACCAGAGGACGGAUGGCGAUGGGGAGAAGAACGACCACGAUGGCGAGAAAGCCGAUGGGGAUGCGGGCAAGCACGACGACGACCACCACCAGAAGACGGAUGGCGAUGGGGAGAAGAACGACCACGAUGGCGAGAAAGCCGAUGGGGAUGCGGGCAAGCACGACGACGACCACCACCAGAAGACGGAUGGCGAUGGGGAGAAGAACGACCACGAUGGCGAGAAAGCCGAUGGGGAUGCGGGCAAGCACGACGACGACCACCACCAGAAGACGGAUGGCGAUGGGGAGAAGAACGACCACGAUGGCGAGAAAGCCGAUGGGGAUGCGGGCAAGCACGACGACGACGACCACCACCAGAAGACGGAUGGCGAUGGGGAGAAGAACGACCACGAUGGCGAGAAAGCCGAUGGGGAUGCGGGCAACAACGAGGGUGAACACCACGUGGGUGAGGGGGGUGACGGCGACGGGGCUGGUAAUGGUAAUCACCCGAAGGAGGACACUGCCGCCAACUAG